AUGCCAGAAGUCAAGCAGUACAAGAUUACAGAGCCUUAUCUUGACACGAAAUGCGGUCUAGGUGAAGCUCCCUUCUGGGAGGAGGAACGAAAUAGCCUUCGCUUCUCAGAUAUCGUAAACAAGAAACUGCACUUUAUAGACUUAGAGAAGGGUCCAUCUUCGCACAAGCGGUUUGAUCUCGACUUCAGUGUCGGGACGACUGCAGACAUUGAAGGCAAUGACAAGGAGUUCAUAUUUGGUGGCAAAUAUGGCUACGGUGUUAUGAAUCGUGAAACCGGCGAAAGCCGGUGGGUGCAAAAGAUGUGGACGGAUGAAGAGAGGAAGGAAGAUGGUGGUGGGAAGCCCGGUGUUGGGAAGACCAGGGAGGAGCGGAUGAGGAGUAAUGAUGGUGCCGUCGACAUCAAUGGAAGGUAUUGGGUGGGUGCUAUGAACGACCCUCUUGUCGUUGAAGGCAACAUUACCGACGAAGGCGUGCUCUUCUGUCUCGAGCCUGACCUCUCGAUUAAAAGAAAGAAGGAAUCGGUUUCAAUCCCAAAUGGCAUGUCCUGGACGCUCGACAACAAGUACAUGUACUUCACUGACUCCCCGUCCGGCAAGAUCAUCAAAUAUCCAUUCGACGCCACUACUGGUGCCGUCUCGUGGGACAAAGGUGUGGAUUUCUUCACUUGUCCCAUCGAGGGUGGUGUACCGGACGGUCACGCCCAGGACGAAGAAGGUUGCUUCUGGAUCGCUUGUUUCGGUACCGGCAAGGUCUUGCGAGUCAAUACUCAGGGCGAGGUGAUUGCCGAAAUUGAGUGCCCAACCCGGUGCGUCACUUGCCCGGGCUUUUGCGGCACCAAGCUGUUCAUCACCAGUGCGGAGGAAGAGGCUCCCAAGGAGUACCCGUGGUCUACGAAAUACCAAGGGGCGCUGUUUAUGGUCGACGUUGGCGUACGAGGCUGUCCGCUGAACAAGUUCAAAAUGGCGACGAAGGCUUGA
Baudoinia panamericana UAMH 10762 is the source of this 978-nucleotide messenger RNA. RefSeq lists its product as uncharacterized. Gene Ontology annotation, molecular function: gluconolactonase activity; calcium ion binding. Gene Ontology annotation, biological process: L-ascorbic acid biosynthetic process. Lineage: Eukaryota; Fungi; Ascomycota; Dothideomycetes; Mycosphaerellales; Teratosphaeriaceae. The transcript is spliced from 2 exons. The record is from RefSeq and is a predicted model, not a curated record. Bases 1 to 978 code for a protein of 325 amino acids.